UGCUCAGUAGCUGAGUACUAAUCUUCUAGUCGGAGAGAACGUAGCUUCGUGAAUUUUGCUUACGAUUUUACCGGUUUUUUUGCACUUUUAGAUAAAAAGUGUUAGUGAUAAUUCUGAAAUUUUUUAUUUACAAUUCUUCACGAACAAGCUGAUUAUAAAAUUCACUAGCAGUGGAAACACCCAUCGAAGACAACUUUAUUGACGAGUUACGAACAGUCGAGUCUCCAUACCAAGGAGGUGCGCGUAGCUGCAGAGUGAAGGAAGAAGCGCGGUCGUAGAAGAAGGCUAAUCGUCAGGCACUCAACAAGAUGCCUGCUCCAACAUCAGCACCGGGUACGGUGGAGGGGCCACCUCGCACCGAGUUGCAGGAAUUACAACUAAAGGCCGAUCAAACUACAGAUGAGUCCCUGGAAAGUACGAGGCGUAUGCUGGCAUUAUGCGAGGAGAGCCACGAGGUCGGGAUGAAAACCCUCGUAAUGCUGGACGAGCAAGGCGAACAACUGGACAGAAUCGAGGAGGGUAUGGACCAAAUCAACGCCGACAUGCGCGAGGCCGAGAAAAAUCUCACGGGAAUGGAAAAGUGCUGCGGCCUCUGCGUUCUUCCAUGCAACAAAGGCGCGAGCUUCAAGGAGGACGAAGGGACGUGGAAAGGAAACGACGACGGUAAGGUGGUGAACAACCAACCCCAACGGGUGAUGGACGAUCGCAACGGGCUCGGCCCGCAGGGCGGUUAUAUCGCCAAGAUCACGAACGAUGCCCGUGAGACGGAGAUGGAGGAGAAUAUGGGCCAGGUGAACACGAUGAUCGGUAAUCUGAGAAACAUGGCGAUCGAUAUGGGUAGCGAGCUGGAGAAUCAGAAUCGGCAAAUCGACAGGAUCAAUCGCAAGGGCGAGUCAAACGAAACGAGGAUAGCCGUGGCGAAUCAGCGUGCGCACGCUCUACUCAAGUAAAAUGCGUCUCUCUGCCCACGUACCCGUCUCCUCCGAGCCCCAAAUUGUCAAACAAAAAAAAAAAAAAAUACAAAAAAAAACAAAAUAUAUAUAUAUGUGUGUAUAUAUAUAUAUGCAUAUAUAUAUGUAUAUUAUAUCAACUCCAAAAAUAUUGUACGCUCACACGCCCACGACCCCUUCUUCUGCCUUCUCGUCGUCGGUCGGACAUCGCCAACCCAACCGUCAACCCAACUCGUGUCUCCAACUCGAUCCACCUGUUUGUGCUACAACGAAAUCAUCGAGCCUUCCGGUUUACAUCGAUUUACAAUAUUACGUGUGUUUUAUGUCUCGUCUACUUAGUGCAAUCUCCCUGUAUACGCAUUUAGUUUUCUCUUACACCUUUCUGUAACAACCCAUUCGCCAUUCUUUCUUUGUCGUCGCGUCGUCGUCGCGUCCAAUUUUCUUUUUUUUUUUCUUCUUUUUUACAUUCACGUGGAUAAUUAUAAUACCUAUAAUUAUACACAUAUGGUUAAUAACUAUUGCGCGUGCUACGACGAUGAUAUCGACGUGUUUAACCUUUUCUUUGGAAUCUUAUUUGUCGGAUGAAACCCCACAGGAUCAUCGUCAUCGUCGUUGUCGCGCCAAAUGGCACGUAAUACGAGCUCUGUUUCUCCUUUAUUGUUAGCAUUCCCUUCAAUAAUCGAUUCAAUAUUCCCCGUUGAAUAUUCAAUUUGCCUCUUCUUUCACCGACCACUCCUCCCGCUUAUAUCGGUCGGAUAUAAUUGCAUCGAUCGGGUUCGAAUUUACACAGAGGAGGAGCUCGAAGAAGAAGGAAUAUAAUCGACGACGACGACGACGACGACGACGACAAAUCGUGUGAACGAGGAAAUAAAGUGAAGCGGAAUAAAUGAAAAGUUAAAAAGAGAGGUCGACAAUAACAACAAUGAACGUUUAAGUUUGGGUUACGAUCUUUCGUUUGUUUGUUUUUUUGGCACGCAGGGCGAAUCGAACGAGACGAGGAUAAAGGUGGCCAACGAGCGAGCCCAUCAACUACUCAAGUAAGGCCACUCUCGACCACUUGCACCCCGUCGGCCACCAACCAAGCACCAAAUAACCAUCAUCACCAUCAUCACAAUCACAACACUAUCGACAACAACAACAACAACAACAGUUACAAUAACAACAACAACAACAGCAAUAACAACUACAACAACAACAACACCAGUGUUUAUAAUAAAAACCAGAACUCAUCAGUCACAAAUGAUACAUACGAUCGAUUACUCAUUAUACCGUUACUUAAGUACUCGUAUACUUACUUAAUUUAUUUGUCACUUUAUUUGUCACAGUGUACUUAUACUUGGUCGUGAACCUAUAGUACAGACAUGUUGACAAAUAGGCGAUUGAACACGAUCGAUAACGUCGUUCUCUUCAUACGUUCUCUUUCUCCGUCCUGCGUUUGAAUUUCUUUCUUUCUUUCUCUCGUCGUUUUUUCUUUUCUUUCAAUUUUACAAUUCAAAUCGGUAAUCGCGUACGUUUUAUUAGAAAAAAACGAUCGUUCGCAUCGAUUUUAAUUUAAUUUGAUUUGAUUGUUGCUCGGAAUCGAUCAUCGCCUCGAAAAAGUUAUUGCCUUCUGGGAAAUAAAUUGUACCAUUGUAUGUGCUGUGCCUUUUAUUUUCAACGAAUGUGUAAAAGUAAAUUUCUAUUUGAAUGUAUAAUAUCGCUUGUACUUUUUUUUUUUUAUUUUUUUCUAUUUUACGUUUUGUUAUGUAUGUAAGCGAGUAGUUCGAUUGUAUAUUUUAACGAUUUUAAUAUUUUCGUCGACCUUUCGUUCUUUUGUUCACUCAUUUAUUGAUCACGUUACGAGCUAUCUUGUGUAUCUGAGUGAAAAUCUUAUCAAAGAAUUCCGCUCGAUCGCACCUAACGAACUUCAUCUUUAACCCUUAAGAGAGCAAAUUUUUUCAUCUCUAAAUGUAGAAAUAUUUAAGACAGAAAGUUAGAAGAGAAAUAAAAAAAAAAAAUUAGUUUAUUUACGGAUAAUAUUUACAUGUAAAAGCGAAGAUGUCGACGCGAUCAGAUAAGCGCCGUCAAGUCAAUUCAGUGAUUCGGUAGAGUUUUUUAAAAAAGACAAGCAGACGCAUUUACGCAAGAAGGAGAGUACGCAAAGGAGAAAAAAGAAAAAAAAAAAAGAGAUAUAGAGAGCAAACGAGUAAAAAAUAAUAAUAAACGAGUAAAGAGAAAUUUUUUCAUCUUAAUUGCACGUUUAUCCAAGUUCUUCCUCUCGUGAUAUAGCGUUUACACUUUUAACGAUUUAUCUAAAAAAAAAAAAAAGUUUCUAAAAUAUAAGAGGAGAGAUUAUUGAUGAUAAAUUAAUUAAUUAAUUAAAAAAAAAAAAAGUGGAAAAAAAAUCAAAAAAAAAAAAAUAAAUAAAAAAGGAACAGUAUAAAAAAAAAAAUAAAAUAGAAAUCCUUUAGCUGAAAAAAAAAAAAAAAAACAAAAACGAAACGCGUCAAGUAUCGUGCGCCUGUUUAAGGGUUAAAGAUUACCCGCAAGAUUAACGAGAACAGAAAUGCAUACACACAAGAAAUGACAACAGAGAGUUGUAAGUAACCGGGAACGUACUGCACACGCUGUCUUCUUCUCUGCAUCGUUGUUGCGUGUACGUUGCGCAAAUUUUUGAAACGAUCCUGUACACAUACACAUGCACACUUUACACACGCAUAUUACAUUCGUAUAUCACACACAAUCGUAUAAGAAUCACACAUCUACUCUCUCUCACACACACACACACACACACAUACACACACACAGAGAAACAACAGAAAGAAAAAGGGAGAAUAGUGUAGAUCGCACAGCGUGUGGGAGUGCACAUGUGAACGAUACAUACGCACAGCGAGAAUCCCUCCCCCCCCCCCCCUCCCCUACAUAGAUAAAUACAUACCGUGUAAUUUGUUAUCACGAUUAGCGUUACGACCAAGAAUAUCCGUGUACAGUAGAUCGAUUACUUGUAGAUGGACACCGCGUGUGUAUGUGUAUGUGUGUGUGUGUGUAUAUGCGCGUAUAUAUAUAUGCCGGGACACACGCGCGUGUCGAAAUUCGAAGCAGCUAGUAGGGUCGUAGUAGGCGAACCGCGUGCUGAGAGGAGCAGCAGCGACCUCGUCAUGUCUUUGCGCGAUCCAAAUCCAGAAGUUCGUGUAUAGACGAACUUAUUAUAUAUAUAUAUAUUAUCGAACGGAUCUUGGAGGGAGCUUGCCUUAAGCGGCAAAAUAAUAUUUAGAUAUUUAGAUAUUUCCUUCGAGAGAUGAUCCGAGUUAUUAUCCGCUUAUUAUUCUUUUUCUCGAUAUAAUUAACCGUAUAAUUAACCACGCUCCACGCCGAACGAUCGUGCGAUCAACGAAAUAUUCUCGCUUCCCCGUGAGAACACUCCAAUGGAACCGGAACGAAUCGCAGCGCAGAACGAGCGGAGGAGGACGUUUAGCGCGACAGCACAAGUCGUUUUCUGUGAGGAGAGGGCGCAGCGUGCUCUGUAAGGAAGGAGAAGCGAAGGCAGAGAGAGAGAGAGAGAGAGAGAGAAGAUAUUAUCGAUCUAAACAACGAAGAAGACGCGUCGUUUCGAGCAGAAGAAAAGAGAGGGGGAGAGGGCGCGAGAAAGCGAGAGAGGUGGGAAGAAAGGAAGGGAAGGAAGAAGGAAGAUGUUUAAUGUGUAGAUAGAAUUUUGUUCAUCGUUUUAUCUGUCGACUCACCGUAGAUCGAUUCCGUUUCUUGCGGCCCCGCGCACGCUUAACGCGCCGGGGUUGUCACUGUAAGGUUAAACUCCAAACGAAACAAGUCACGGACGCGGUAUGGGAGAGCAAGAGGAAUAAUCGACAAAGAAUAAUCGAAGAUUGUACAUUAUUGUAUUUACACGAAGCGAAGUACCUCUACUUUGUAUUGUACGAGCGAAAGAACGAACGAACGAACGAACGAACGAACGAAUAAAUAAUAAUCCAUUGCACGCUGUGUCGACACGGCGUCCAGGGAUUCCCCAGUUAUUUUCUAUCGCGAUCUGCGCGUAUCCACGUUAUAACCACGUUUAUCUCUUAUCUUCCAUCCCGAUCUUUUUAAUUUACACGCGAAUUUCUCAUUCUAGAUUUCCAUUUUUUUCUUUCUUCGACUCCGUGUCGUACAAAAUUCCGUUAAAAAGGUUAAGGUCAAUUUAUAAUUGAGUGAAAAAUAGAGAAAAAAGUGACGUGGUUACCGCAGAUCGGAUCCAACACUGCAGAUGAGCGAUGUUUAAGCUGUCAGCCAGCCUUAACAGUAUUCGCAUCUUUACACUUACCUCUUUAGCUUUAAGAGAACGCGUAGAGACAGAGAGCCAGAGAUGCUGUCAGCGCUGACGUUGAUCCCCCCAUCCCCCCUCUUUGUAGCAUCAAAAUUAGCCCGUAGCAAAGAGAAAACGAACAUGUAUGGAACGAGAGCGAGCGAGAGAGAAAGAGCGAGCGAGCGAGAGAGAAAGAGCGAGCGAGCGAAAGAGAGAGAGAGAAAAGCGAGCGAACGAGAGAGAAAGUGAGAAUGAGCAUAUAUAUAUAUAUAUAUAUAUGUACGGAGUACGAAAAGGUUAGAGUCGUGCAGAUUUUUUUAUGUAGAUCAAGAGUGUACCGAUACAUAUAACUACGUAUUGUAUACAUAUAUAUAUAUAUAUGUAAACUUUUUUCUGAAUUUAAGAAAUUAACCAUAUAUAUAUAUAUCGAUAUAUUGUAUAAAUAUUGUAAAAGAUGUCGCCCUCGAGUCGCGCGCAUGCGCGAUGGUUAUGAAUCGAGCACAAAUAAGAAAGGAAAUAUAUUACGCGUAGCUCCUUUCGAUUUCGCUUGUUCGUUUGCUUUUAUUAUCGAUAUAUAUAUGCAGGAGGCGUGAAAGGGAUGGAAUCGAUGGGUUGCAAAAUUCUUGGACGCUUCGCCGGACGAACGUACUAAGAGAAAUUUAAAAGAGAGAAUGAGAAUGGAAAUUUGAUGAACGGGAGAAUGAAUGAAUGAGAGAAAGAGAGAGAGAGAACGAGAAAUAGAGAGCAAAUGCACCGAUAUUGGUAAUAAUUAUGAUUGUUACUCGAGAUCGUUAGGCCUAUCGUAAUUAUUUACUUUAACAGAGGAAGGAUAUACAGAACAAUUAUAAAUAGGUAUAAAUAUAUAUAUAUAUAUAAAGAUUAUAUAUAUAUAUGAUACAAACAUAUACAUGCAUACAUGUAUGGAACGAGCGCGGUGAGCCCCCUUCUUAUGUAGACCUUUAAAAAAAGAAAAAAAAGAACAAAAAACGAGAGAGAGGAAAAAAAAAAAAAGGGAAGAUGAGAGGGAUUCAGGAUUCAGGAUGGGAAUGGGAGAUUAUUAUCUUUAUUCGCGAGCGAACAACGUUGUUAUAUUAUCAUAAAUAUAUUAUAUAUUAUAUAUAUUAUACAAUACGAAAUCGAGCAAUAUUGUAUUGUUACUUCGUCGUUAAUAUUUAUCACCGCCUAUUCGAAGAAUUAUAUUAUAUACCUAUUUUACAAAAUAAUCCCUCGUAUCUGAACGAGUAACUCAUAUCGAACCUUGUUACAGGUCUAUGUGGUACGCGUACUUUUAAAUACCUAUUCACAGGAUUGUAUUAUAGAAUAACGCAGAUUUAAGUAGUUAGACGCGUAGAUAGGUGAAAAUAGACGAGGUAGUUGCGCGGAGAAGGGAAAUGGUUCACGGUGUGAAUGGGAAGAUUGAGUGAAAGAAGAGGCGAGAAGAAAUUAUUGAGGCGAAUAAUUGAACAAGCGGUUUUUACGAGAGGCGAAAAAACUGCGAGAACAGCGACCAUUGAAAAAUGAAAAAAAAAAAAAAAAAAAAAAAAAGAAAAAAAAAAGAAAGGGGAGAGGCGAAAACUCGCGACAGAUCGCUCGCGACCGAAAUUUUGAAAACCGUUGAAAACCGUUGUUUGUUUUUUCGUUCGAUUAGUGUAUUCCAAAGUCUAUGUAUAAAAAAGGUUGCGUGCAAUUUCUCUCGAGUUACCUUCGUUUAAAAAAAAAAAAAAAAAAAAAAAAAAAGGGGGGACGAUUUCGUUCGAGACUCAACUUCGUUCGAAGCUUGUCGUUCGACUGUUUACCCCCUCGACAAAGUUAUUGCGGUAUAGCGCGUGUUGUUAAUCGAGAAACUGACGAGAAACUGCGUGAAACCGAUUGUUUAACGUUUGCAAUAACAGAGUACGAAAUCGCGAUGAUUUAACACAAAAUUGGGACCACCGUGCAAAAGUGCAAGGUGCCGAGACGAGAACGACCACGGCGUGACGAGUUUCUUCAACGUAUCGUCGAUCUUUAUUUUUUUUUUCUUUUUUUGUUUCUCUCUUCUCUUUCGACUACGACGAACGUACGAAUGUCUAUCGCGCGCCGGCCGUUUUCCGAUUUUUCGAAGCGAAAAAAAAAAAACAGUGAGACGAGCAAUCGCGAAAAAUAUAUUCAAUAGAGUAAACACGAAGCCUGAUUAAGAAGUAGAACAAGUGAAAAAAAAAAGAAAAAAGAAAAAAGAAAGAAAAAAAAAAAA
Messenger RNA from Apis mellifera (honey bee), 7456 nucleotides. It is a transcript of the gene Snap25, whose product is annotated as synaptosomal-associated protein 25. Gene Ontology annotation, cellular component: SNARE complex; plasma membrane. Gene Ontology annotation, biological process: exocytosis; synaptic vesicle fusion to presynaptic active zone membrane; synaptic vesicle priming. Gene Ontology annotation, molecular function: syntaxin binding; SNAP receptor activity. The record is from RefSeq and is a predicted model, not a curated record. Bases 309 to 950 code for a protein of 213 amino acids. The transcript is spliced from 7 exons. NCBI's taxonomy places the organism in Eukaryota, Metazoa, Arthropoda, Insecta, Hymenoptera, Apidae.